Molecule: messenger RNA, 549 nt
Organism: Cladophialophora immunda
Lineage: Eukaryota; Fungi; Ascomycota; Eurotiomycetes; Chaetothyriales; Herpotrichiellaceae
Exons: 2
Coding region: 121-549 (142 amino acids)
Molecular function (GO): carbon-sulfur lyase activity
Source: RefSeq, a predicted model, not a curated record
CUGUUGAGACUGGACAUAUUCUCUCCUUCUUCACUUCACGGUCUUGACAGUAGGCGAAUCUACCACGGCACAUCCCCCCAUUUCAACACUUGAUAGCUCGCGUACAGACGCAUCCCAGCAAUGGUUCGAGGCAGUUGUCUUUGCGGACACGUCACGUAUAAUCUCGACAUUGAUCUCCAUGUCGCGCAAAUGGAAACAAAAACAUGCCACUGCCGCCCGUGCCGCAAGAUCACCGGCGCAUUCACGUCUCUCAACCUCACCGUGCCCUCGACCUCGUUCGCCCUCACAAACGGCAGCUUGAAGACGGUCAAGACAACGCACGUCGACGAAGGGUUUGAAUUCUCGCUGGCCUUCUGUCCCGAGUGUGGGAGUCCCAUCUACGCAGUACCGCACGGGCCAGGGCUGCGAGAUAUUCUGGUCAUCCAGGUGGGUACACUCGAUGAUGUCAACUUACUGCAGAAGGCGCCGACCGUCGAGAUGAACGUGAUGCAUAGAUUGGGGUGGGUGAAGGAGGUUGAAGGGGCCGAGCAGAAGGAAAAAUAUGUUUGA